Molecule: messenger RNA, 809 nt
Organism: Dicentrarchus labrax (European seabass)
Lineage: Eukaryota; Metazoa; Chordata; Actinopteri; Moronidae
Product: gamma-crystallin S-1-like
Exons: 3
Coding region: 68-595 (175 amino acids)
Biological process (GO): lens development in camera-type eye; visual perception
Molecular function (GO): structural constituent of eye lens
Source: RefSeq, a predicted model, not a curated record
AAAGUAUAUAAAGAUGGGCUUAACCUUUAGUGGCCGAAAAAAGCAGGAAAUUUGACCAGCAGCAGCCAUGAUGGGAAAGAUUAUCUUUUACGAGGACAAGAACUUUGGAGGCCGUCACUAUGAGUGCAUGGGCGACUGUGCCGACCUCCACUCCAUGUUUGAUCGCUGCCGCUCCAUCCGGGUGGACAGUGGCAUGUUCAUGAUCUACGAUCGCCCCAGCUUCAUGGGAAACCAGUACUUCAUGAAGAGGGGAGAGUACUCUGACUACAUGGGCAUGACAGGCCUGAAUGACUGUGUCAGGUCCUGCCGCAUGAUCCCCACACACAGUGGCAGCUUCCGGAUGAGGCUGUACGAACACUUCGACAUGGGAGGUGAGAUGAUGGAGCUGACGGGCGACUGCCCCAACCUCAUGGACCGUUUCCGCAUGUCCAAUAUCAACUCCUGCAACGUGAUGGACGGCCACUGGCUCAUGUACGAGCAGCCCAACUACAGGGGACGCCACUACUACCUGAGGCCUGGCCAGUACAACACCUUCAGCGACUGGAGGGGCAACAACUCCAGGAUCGGCUCCAUCAGGCGACUCAUGGAUCUCUAAAGACAGAAGAACGGUUCUUGUGAAAUGUCUGCUCUUUGCCUUGUUUCACACGCUAAAUAAAAUGGCGUCAGUGCUCAAGUGUAUUCAGUUUUGUUCUUGCUCUCUGCGUUUGGAGGGCAUGUUUUCCCAGGAAGAUGUGAUGGGGUCAUGGGCUGACAUCCUGACUCUCAUCAGAGGCUUGAAUAAAAUACUGCAAGCGCUGACACUUACCACA